AUGCCUGUUUCAUUAGCCAUUCUGGGGGCUGGAAUCUUCGCCCGCGAAGGCAACGUGGUAGAACUAAAAGCAGUGUACUCAAGGUCUUCAAAGUCUGCUGAAGCUCUGGCCGCCCAGAGUGAAAGCAAUGCCGACAUCUACUAUGAUUCGCCCAGUGCUGCUGGCAAGUCGGUUGACGACUUACUGAAGCGCUCGGACAUCGAUGCGGUGAUCAUCUGUGUCCCGAUUCUUGCUCAACCAGAACUCAUUCGGAAAGCGAUGAAAGCUGGAAAGCAUGUUCUCAGCGAGAAGCCCAUCGCCAAAGAUGUAGCAACAGCAGAAGAACUGAUCAGGUGGCGUGAAGCGUCUUCGAUCAAGUCCAUCUGGGCAAUCGGAGAGAAUUUCCGCUUCAUCUGUCCAGUCGUUUGUGGCCAUUCGAAAUUAAAGGAGAUUGGUGGUCAAGUGACCACAUUCAGCAUGAAUCUGUUUGCUCUGGUCGACGAGAACGACAAGUUCUACCAGACAGAGUGGCGCAAAACUCCAGAGUAUCAGGGAGGUUUCUUGUUGGAUGGAGGUGUUCACUUCGUCGCGGGAGUGAGACACCUUCUCAGCGCGGUCGGAGAGGACAUCAGUUCGCUGGCAGCCUACACGGCGCUUUUGGAACCCAAACUUGCCCCUGUCGACACCGUUCACGGCAUUCUUCGCACAACGAGUGGACGCAGCGGCUCUUUCAACGUGUCCUUUGGCACCGAGUUCAAGGGAGGCUUUGAGAUAUUCGCCGCCACCAACAAAGGUUCAGUGACCGUCACCCCUGUGUCGGUCAAGGUGGUGCGAAAGGACGCGGACGGAAAGAAAGUAGAAGAAGAGGAGUCCUUUGCCUUUGGUGCCGGAGUCAAGUCCGAGGUUGAGGCUUUCGCCGCAAGCAUCGUGUCGGGAACCCCUGACCCACGACAAAGUCCCCAGCAAGCUCUCGGGGACCUGAUUGUCCUGCAAGGUCUCUUGGAGUCGGGCGAGCAGAAGGGAGCUGUCAAGGCUGUGAAACUGUGA
Exophiala oligosperma is the source of this 1026-nucleotide messenger RNA. RefSeq lists its product as uncharacterized. The transcript has 3 exons. Bases 1 to 1026 code for a protein of 341 amino acids. Gene Ontology annotation, biological process: NADPH regeneration. Gene Ontology annotation, cellular component: cytoplasm. The record is from RefSeq and is a predicted model, not a curated record. Gene Ontology annotation, molecular function: oxidoreductase activity; nucleotide binding. Lineage: Eukaryota; Fungi; Ascomycota; Eurotiomycetes; Chaetothyriales; Herpotrichiellaceae.